CGCACCCAAGGACUAGCUAAGCCAACUCACACUAAGGUGCAGCUUACCAAAGAGGCUUGCACUGCAAUCACACUACAACACCACAAAGCUUCUCAAAGUUUUCGGAAAGCUCUCAAGGACACAUGGCAGGUCCUAGAUGAUGCUGCUAUCAAGAUUGCUUUGGAUCACAAGAAAAGUGUCCAUCGAGUGCAAAAUGAAUUGCAUAUGGGACACUCACUCUUGCACUUGAAGCAUUCCAAGGUCAGCGCAUGGAACUCUUUCCUAUGGAAGAAAGGCCAAGACGGCAACAAAGAGAACUAUGUACUUGAAGGGAUCAUGAAGGACUUUAAAGAUGAGUACAAUAGCCUCAUCAAGGAGGAGAAAGCAAAUCUUGUUGAGGAGUACAAAGAAUACAAAGCUACCAAGACUACUGGGCAACACAUUUCAACUAAGUCGAAAAUCAACAAUGUCACUAACACUCUCAAGAUUGUUGAAAAUGAGCUCAAUAAUCUCUGCUCUCGUACUGGAGCAGAGACAAUUAUGUAUAUGGCCCAAGGAACCACCGACCUUCCGCUAUGUGGUUCUCAAUUUGUGACUGAAGGUGUGCAAAGCUUCAUGGAAUCUGUGAUGGGCAUCAAUAAUCAAGACCUAGUCAGCAAGCUGGAAGGUUUUGCGAUACAAGGCAUGACAGGGGCAGCAAAGAAUCAUCAGCAGCGCAUGGCUGAAGUAUGUGCCAUCAUCCGCUCUGAAAUUAAUAAAGCCCUCCAUGAGUCUCCAGAGACCAUUGCCAAAGAUCCAGAUGCCAAGAUGCAAUGGGCACAAUAUUGGCGUAACAUUGUCAAACGGUACUCUGUAAUCAUUGAGGGCUGGCCAGAGCAAAUUCCAUUUGCAAAUCUCAGUGCAGUCUCUAACUCCCUUCCUGAAUUUGAGAUGCUUCUAAGGAAGUGGCAGUCUGGGGCCAUCUAUUGGAAGUGCCUUACUCCAGAAGAAUUGGAGCACAUGGACAAGGAA
Molecule: messenger RNA, 990 nt
Organism: Suillus paluster
Lineage: Eukaryota; Fungi; Basidiomycota; Agaricomycetes; Boletales; Suillaceae
Exons: 5
Source: RefSeq, a predicted model, not a curated record